Molecule: messenger RNA, 1512 nt
Organism: Phacochoerus africanus (Common warthog)
Lineage: Eukaryota; Metazoa; Chordata; Mammalia; Artiodactyla; Suidae
Gene: IQCM
Product: IQ motif containing M
Exons: 15
Molecular function (GO): protein binding
Source: RefSeq, a predicted model, not a curated record
AUGGCUGCAGAGGCUGUGUCUGAAAACACAGAAAGUCCUAUAUUAGAGAUUCCCAAGCAAGAUUUUUUUCAAGAGGCAAAAACUCUCAUUGCCCAACAUUAUGAGAAGAUAAAUGAGAAUAAAGUUCAAGGUACUGCUAUAAAUGUCUUUAGAAAUAAACAUCAAAAGCCGAAAUCUAGCAAGUUCAUACCUUUGGAGAUUAAAAAAAGAGAAACACUUGAUGUGGUCCAAGAACUUCAGGCAGCGCACAAAAAGAUUUGUUUUCUUAAAGACCAUUCCAAAAGUGGGCAUUCUCAGGAGCCCCUACAACGAACUUCUUUCAAGGAACCACACAUUUUUAACAUUAAAAAAAACCACAGGGAGUCUCUAGACUUAAUUGUGAAAGAACAAGUUAAACUGGGUAAAGUAGUGACUGAUAUUGAAUCAGUAAGUAAAAAAAUGGAGAAAGAAAAGCAGCAGCACCAUGGAAAGUCCAGAAAUCAGCUGAUAAUCUUAUGGGGGUUCCCUUAAUAAUAAACCCAUAUGUACCUAUUACCUGGCUUCAAUAACUAUGAACUCCUGACCAGACCUGACUAUGCAUUCUAUGAUUGGAGAGGAGUUGUGCUGAGAAGAUUUUCCCAUUUGGCUCCUGACCCGGGUUGGCCUGCUUUCUCUAGAUCAUCAUCAGUAUUUCAGGAUUAUUAUUCGUUAACCACUAAAACCUUUACGAAAAAAGAGCCACAGUAUGUCAAGCCAGAAUCAAAACCACAACCCAGCCUAAAACCUAUUCUAAGUAAAAGUGAUAAACUUGACAAUAAAGUUAAAAGAAUUGGACCACACAUAGAAAUCUUUCAAGUGUUCCGGGGAAGGAAAAAAAUCGCAAUUACCAAAAACAUAGUUAGAAUGGUCACCAUCAUGCAGGCGCAUGUCCGAGGGUGGCUCGAACGCAAAAGAUUCCAAAGAAUAAUGAUCAAGGCCUUGUGUCAUGGACCAGAUUUGAGAGCAGUUAUAAACAAGUAUUGCAAACUAAUCUAUCGUAUCAAAUAUCGACUUGGUCUUUGGAGGACAAGGCAAAUUAUAAACCUUGCAGAGCUAGAGGAAUGGAUGGACAGAAAAAAAUUCUAUGAAACAAUGUUUGCCAAAAGAGAAGAUUGGCAAGGAUUAGACAGAAGUGAGGUCCUUAAAUACUUCAAUGACUGUGGUCAUUUCCCAACCCAUCAGCAAAUUGAUGAAGUUUGGGAUCUGGUCCUUAGAGAAGACCAUCAAAAACACUCUAAUAUUAUCACCAAGUCCAAAGCAAUUGAAAUGCUGUUUACACUUUACCCUCCUCAAGGUGCCCAUGUGCAGAAUAAUAUGUGGCUUAGGUCAACUUGGCUAAAACCCAUAGUCAAUGGGGAAGAAGGCUAUAAAUAUAUAGUAAAUGGACAUCCAAUACUCAAAAGAGCUAACAUCCGGAUUGUUGGAAAGUUAGUGGCCAGAUCUAUGAGAGAAAGGAAAAUGAGACAACUUUAUUUAUCAUGAGAAGUAAAAUAA